AAAGAGGAGAAGAUAUUUUUUAUUUUUGCUUUUACUUUUUAAAGUUCAUUUACGGAGAGGAGUUUUCGCUUAAAUCAAUUGCUCACCUAGCCAAGCAUGGUAAAGCAAUGCAUCGGUCUAGCAUUGACACUCAAGCUGUUUCUUCGCAAUCACCGCUACUCAAGAAUACUGGACGGAUCAGGAAUAGGUUCGACGCUGCUGAUGCAGAGAAUCCUCAUGGACACAUAUGUGAUGAAUGUAGACUGAUGAGGAAAUCUCCAGAUGAGCCCCUUGGAAGAGACAUAAAUCCGGUAAAAAGCACCAGUCAAGAGGUUGCCUCCUCGACAGAUGGGAAGUCUUCCAGCUGGCAGCUUGUCACAUUUUCAACACCGCCAGGACGAGAGAAACAUGGAUCACCUCGUGCACCUUUCAUUCCUACCCUUCAAGACUUCAAGACUUCAGGAUCACCUUUAGGAAUAAAGCGCAACUCUUUUACCACAAACUAUGCCGAGAGUUCUGGUCAUGGAACUCGCCCACUGGAUCGAGAAGUCCUAGACAUGGAGAGUCAGUCUGCUACCAAUCACCCAGCCAUGAAUAGUCGACGGUUCUCAUUGAGCACACAACAACAGCAAUUAGGUGUACGACGCUCGUCCUCUAGUGGCAUACCAAAUAUGUUUUCGGAAGAGUCAAGGUAUUCAAUUUCAGGCUUAUCUGGAGUCGAGUUUUCGCAAGGUUCAAUAUCUCCCAAUUUAUUUGCAGAUCGUGAUUUAGAAGGUUUAGGGCCGAGAAGCGCUAGUAAUAGUAAUAGCGAUGUUACUGGAGAAGGGCAAUCAGCACGUCGCAAGAGAGCUUCAACCUUUGACGGUGGUCUUUUACUUUUUGCUGGCCAAGAGACCAAUGUGGCACAAGAUGAUCUCGAUGCAAAAGCGCAUAUGGAGGAUUUGACCAGUGAUGAUGAUGAGGAUGAAGAGUCGGGAAUCGUUAAUAAUCUAACUAAACCAUCAUAUACAGCAGUGCUCGCACCAACCAAUGCAACUGAGCCUCAGAUAUGCCAGAUAUGCCACCGGCCAUUUCUUGCCGAACCAAAUCAGACCAAAUCAGAAUCGCGUGUAACAGAGAGUCAGCUUGGGCCUUUAAAGUCACCUAUACCCGUUAAUUCUGAUUCCUUGAACAUCCCUCAACAGCCGAUGGCUAUCAGUCCAAAGGCUGCUCUUGAACGCUUAAGAGCUUCUGAUACCCUAUUUCCUAAUGAUGCGGGAUAUGACGGCCACCGUCACCACAGCGGCAGGCAUAGAAUUCAUGAGGCGGAUCGCGAUGAAGCCAUGUUCCAACUGGAGAUCGAUGAUCAACUCCCUUAUAGGUCAAUAGCAGAUCAAGAUUGCUUGAAUACGCCCUGUUUUGCGGGGCCUGGAUGUCAAGAAAGGGUAACGAGUGUAACAGGAAACUCAUCAGCUGCGGAUGAGAUCGGGGCUAUUGAAGAGGAUGGAAAUGAGAGCUUCUGGGAAGAGACGUCGACUAUGGAUUAUGGGUACAGUCCUGGAAGUAUAUUGAAUGGAUUCGAAUCUGGCUUGACAAAAGUUGAUAGUCGUAUGUCUAGGGAAACUCCAGGCUUGAAGCAUGGAGCUGAAGACGAGGAUGAUGUUGAAGAAGAGGAUGAUGACGAUGACGAUGACUGCGUUGCUAGUUUGACUUCUCGCCAAGGUAGCCAUAAAAUGAGUCAUGAGCAUGACCAUAUUUUUAUGCCAUCAUUAAAGGGCGUCUUUUCAAACUCUGAGAGGGUAGCUGAGGGACGAAAUGGACGACAAGACCACGCAUAUGUCGCUGGCGAAUCCGGAUCCUCAGCAGCAGACACCAGACAUCCCUUAAGCACAACCUCGAAUAAAGAUCAUGUUAAUGUCGACUUUGAUCAAAAUCAAAGCACCACCUCCUCAGAAACCUCCAGGCCACUGACAAGGCGCCAAAAGCUCAAGCAGCUCCGAAGACUCUUCAUGGACAUCCGGAACGAGAUAGGAGAUGGAAGCCGAUCGCCUAGCCGACCAGUUCCUGAGAGCAAAACUUUCAGAGCGACGUCCCUAAGUUCAGCAACUGAAGAAGAUGACGACAGUAGCGCUUCAUUCAGAGCAGAAUCAUUUUCGGAUGACUCUUCAUAUCAAUAUCGCUCGUCUAAUGCUGCAACAAUAGUGUCCGCACAUCGGCAAGGAUCUGCGACGAAUCCCCCCUCAGUAUCUCUUGCUAAGAGCCAUGAUUUUGAUCCGAACUUGCCCUCCUUUUCUCAUGGAUUAUCCUCAACGCGACAAAAUGUUGGCUCUUUUAAAAUGCCGUCGGGCACUAGACCACAGCAACAGCAACAGACCUCACGAUGGUCACAACAAACUCAAAAGAGCCUGAUCGCUCCACCGUCCAGCGGCCGUAAGAGUCCAUUUGAAUGGGCUGCAGCAGCGGCAACUUCUGCAGCAGCAUCAAUAAGCUCUUCGGCAUCAGGCAUUAUUACUGGAGGCUUUGGUCAUGUUGGAUCAUCUACGUCUUGCGCUGAUCAUAGUUCAUCUCUGGACAGAGCAGGUCGACGUGCUCAUCACACGACACCACAGUUACAGGAAUAUACCUCCCCAACCGGGUCGAACCAUUACAACCGACAAUUCACCCUUUCCUCAGCAUAUAAUCAAUAUCAACAACCACAGCAGUGUGAAGGCAACUUCAGCCAAAGAAAGGACUCCAUCCCAGAAACGACGCCUAUAGAUGACUUUCAAGAAGUUAUGGCGCCAUCCACAACGCUAAACAUGAUUGAAAGGGAGGGACAAGCAGGUAGUGGUAUCGGCACCAGUAGUCGUAGUGACCGUGCACCAGGAUAUCGGAGGAGGUCAUCACUUGGGUUGACCCCGACGACAUCGUCCGCUACAUCAGCUUCAAGAAUACGUGGGGAAACCGAGAAUUCAAACCGAUGGGAGUGGCCCAUUUUCGUUUAGCAACAAAUCCUUAUUACUUUAGUUAUCAAAGCAUUUAGUAAGAUGAACUAUACCAUGCCUCUAAUUAUAUUAUUCUACACAAACAGUAAAUAAGUGUAGCGCUACAGUUGGGUCAUUUUGAAGCUGAUGGCAAGCAAGCGUGAAAGAAAUAUCACUA
Molecule: messenger RNA, 3099 nt
Organism: Lobosporangium transversale
Lineage: Eukaryota; Fungi; Mortierellomycota; Mortierellomycetes; Mortierellales; Mortierellaceae
Exons: 2
Coding region: 108-2942 (944 amino acids)
Source: RefSeq, a predicted model, not a curated record